CUUCACCACAGACCAUUCCUCAUGUGUCAGUCCAAAAGCAGAGCCCUCUUCACUUCCCCAAGUGUCAGUGACAGCUCUGGGUGUGCAGAGCACUCCGAGGCAGCACCUGAGCACCCAAGAGCUCAGCUCAGCUCUGAACACAUGAGAAGGAGGAGGAGGAGGAGGGUCUACUGAAUGCCAGUGACAUCAGGGUGCCUGUGAGAUCCUCACAGGGGUGCAGGAAGUAUAAAAGCAGAGUUCCCCGAGGAGGGUCCCUGGCAGGAGCUGGGGAGGCAGUGCUGGAGUGGGUGAUGCUCUCGUUACCUCUGUGACUGGAUCCUGCUGGAACCACACCAUGGAUGGGGGCAAGCAGCUAAAGGUCAGCCUUGUUUUCAGCCUGCCGAUCGUUUUUCAGUUCUGUGCUGGGGACAAUGUCACUGAUUACUACGACUCCAACAGCACCAUUGACUACAGCAUGUUUGAGUCCCUGUGUGAGAAGGAGGAGGUCCGAAACUUCCGUGCUGCCUUCCUCCCGGCCAUGUACAGCCUCAUCUGCUUCAUGGGGCUGCUGGGCAACGGGCUGGUCAUGCUCACCUACAUCUACUUCAAGAGGCUGAAGACCAUGACAGACAUCUACUUGCUGAACCUGGCUGUGGCAGACAUCCUCUUCCUGCUGACCCUUCCCUUCUGGGCGGCGAGUGCGGCCACACAUUGGCUUUUUGGGAGUGUUGCCUGCAAAGCUGUCUACUGCAUCUGCAAAAUGAGUUUCUUCAGUGGGAUGCUGCUCCUCCUGUCCAUCAGCAUCGACAGGUACUUCGCCAUCGUCCAGGCAGCCUCAGCCCAUCGCCUGCGUCCCCGGAUGAUCUUCAUCAGCAAGGUGACCUGCGUCCUCAUCUGGGUCCUGGCCUUCAUCCUCUCCAUCCCUGAGCUGGUUCACAGUGGUGUGAACAACUCAGAGAGCAGCCCCCGUUGCUCCAUCAUUGCUGAUGACUUGCAGACCUUCAACACUGGCAUCAAAGUGUCCCAAAUGGUGUUUGGCUUCUUAAUUCCCCUCCUGGUCAUGUCUUUCUGCUACCUCAUCAUCAUCAAAACCUUACUCCAGGCCCGUAACUUUGAGAAGAACAAAGCCAUCAAGGUCAUCAUCGCCGUGGUCAUCGUCUUUGUCGUCUUCCAGCUGCCCUACAACGGCGUCAUGCUGGCCAAGACCAUCUCAGCCUUCAACCAGACCAGCUCCUGUGAGGAGAGCAAGAAGCUGGACGUGGCAGAUGAUGUGACCUACACCCUGGCCUGCUUCCGAUGCUGCCUCAACCCAUUCCUCUACGCCUUCAUCGGCGUCAAAUUCCGCACCGACCUCUUCAAGCUGCUGAAGGAGCUGGGCUGCCUGAGCCAGGAGCGCCUCUGGCAGCUCACCUCCUGCCGGGACAACAAGAGGAGCUCCUUCGCCAUGGAGACAGAGACAACCACCACCUUCUCCCCGUGAGCUCAGCUCCAGGCACGGCUUGGUGGAGCUUGAAAUGGUUUUGGACAUUUUCUCUAGUCUGAACUCCUGGCAGAGCAAGACCUGCUACACUGCAGAGAAGUCGAGGGGGAAACCCAGAAGUCUCCUCCUGUUUCAGCAGCAAAGGCUGCUGGCCAGUGUCCCAUGGGUGGAGAGACUUUGCAA
This is a messenger RNA of Serinus canaria (Common canary), 1642 nucleotides long. RefSeq names its product C-C motif chemokine receptor 7 (gene CCR7). Bases 335 to 1459 code for a protein of 374 amino acids. Gene Ontology annotation, biological process: immune response; chemotaxis; G protein-coupled receptor signaling pathway. Gene Ontology annotation, cellular component: membrane. The transcript has 3 exons. Lineage: Eukaryota; Metazoa; Chordata; Aves; Passeriformes; Fringillidae. Gene Ontology annotation, molecular function: C-C motif chemokine 19 receptor activity; chemokine (C-C motif) ligand 21 binding; chemokine (C-C motif) ligand 19 binding. The record is from RefSeq and is a predicted model, not a curated record.